AUGGACGGCCUUUCGCGAGCCGAGUAUCCCGGCAUGCUGGCCAGCUUGCAGCCGGGCCUCGCCGUCUUCGUCCUCCAAGAACGUGCCAAGCGGAUAGGGAAAAUCAACCAGGAAAUCGCCGACUGGCUGUUGGAACGACGAAAAGUCGAGGAACAAUAUGUCGCUGGUCUGAGGAAGCUUCUGCUUGUCAAGGCGCCAAAUUCGGCCUCUGAGCUCGGCGUCUUCCAGCCGGCAUGGGAGUCGAUCCUGAACGCCAUCGACGCCGUUGCGAACUCCCACCACCUGUUCAGCUCAAGGAUCGAGAAGGAUAUCGAGGUGCCGCUGCGGUCCUUCCAGAACACGAAGGAGAUGGGCAACCUGACCACGAUAUCGGCCAACCUCAACCUCGUGGCCAAAGAGCUCGAGGACGCCCAGGACAAGGCCGACAAGCUCAGCAAGAAAGGCGGCAAGACGAGCAGCCAAAAGAUGGACGCCGCCACCCAGCGGCUCGAGAGCGCGUCGCAGCAGUGGGACUCGCAGGCGCCGUUCGUCUUUGAGACGCUGCAGGCGCUCGACGAACAGCGCACCAACCACCUACGCGACAUCCUGACCCAGCUGGAGACACACGAGGUCGACCAGACUUCACAGAACCAGGCUACGGCUGAGGCGCUGCUGAAUGUCAUCCUCGAGAUCAAGACCGAAGACGAGAUUCAGGGCUUUGCCCAGCGCGUCACCGCUGGCCGACCGAAGACGGAGAGACGCGCCGCUUCGCGACAGUCCACCAUUCCGGGAUCCAGCAACAGCUCGUCGCAUCCGUCGCAUCCAUCGCAUUCAUCGCACACGUCCCCGUCCUCCCACCCGCCUCUGCCUCCCGUGCCACAGCAGCACCAACAACAGUACCAGCAGCAGCUGCAGCAGCACCAUCACCAAAACUCAACGCGCAGCGACGAUACCGUCUCGGAGCACUCGGGUCGCAACGACGUUCCGACAGAGUCGAAAUUACGCAGCCGCCUCGGCACCAUGCUCGGACGCCGGCGGCAGAGCGUCCACAGCGGCUUCGGACCCUUGUCACCGGGCAAGGGUAGCAGUUCCUUUGGUGCUCGGCCGUCGCAGAGCAGCCACGGCCGUACGAUAUCGCCACGCGCGUCCUCGAACAAUCUGACGGAGAUGAACCACCGCCUGUCAUCUCUCGCCGAGACGCCCGGCUCGCCAGAGCCGCCCAGCACGGCUGAGUCGCACGUGCUUUCGGCACGCGAGGGGGCAACCAACGGUGUCAACGGCAACCACGGCGCUCACGGUUCCAGCGGCACGAAUGGUUUCGGCAGCGAUGUGUCGGGCGGUGCAACUGGUGCCUCUGGUGGUGGCGCGAGAGCGGCAGCUGCAACGAUGCACGGGAUGACGGCAGACGACAUAUUCGGCGUGCCACCGCCGCCAGGUCCGCCUCCAUCGCAGCAGCAAAAGGCAGCGGCAGCGGCAGCGGCAGCGGUGGCACCAUCGUCGCCAACCAAGGAUGCCGAGGGCUUCACCAUACCGGCGCGGCCGAACGAUCCGAUCUCACAGGCGCAGCGGGACGCAACGGCCGUGGCACUGGGCGAGGAUGGUGAACUGGCUUUCAAGCUGAACAUCCAAGAAGAGCCUGUGGCGGACGAAGAUGCGGAUGCCAAGAAGGCAGCCAUGUCCAACGUGGCCAACACGCUGACGAUGGCGAUGCCAUCGCGCAAGGGGGGAACAGUGCGCGGCCGCCGCGACGUGCGGAACACGAUCUACGUGCCGUCGAUGCCGGUGCCAGACCUACCGACGAGCAGCAGUCCAAGCCUGCGGCCGACCAGUCCGACGAUUUCACCGCCAGGGUCGCGGCCAGCAGCCGUGGCAGCGCUGGCGUCAGAGAACAGCAUCGGCAACGCGUCGGACACGCAAUCGAUCCGGUCGGCAACGUCGCUCGGCGGUCUCGCACACCUGAAGCAUCCAGACAUGUCGGGCCCAGGGCUGAGCACGUCUGUGAUCGAGACGGUGUCGGCCAGCUUUGAGGACGGCGAGCUGAAGCUGGCCAAGAUUGCGGGCGAGAUUGCGUUUGCGUACAAUCCGUCAUCAGCGUCUGUGAAGGAAACGAUUCGGGUAAACAACAUGGAGCUGCUCGAGGCCAUUGGGCCCAACCGCAUCUUUGUGCGCAACACGACGGCAGCGGACACGUUUGAGCUGAACACGACACAUCUGCAGGCACACAAGCCGGCGGUGGGCUUUACAUUCCGGGCGCUCGGUGAGAGCGCGACAUCGCUGGGCAAGCACUGCCCGCUGGUGGUGAAGCCGGUAUGGAAGCCGACGGGCGACAAGCUGGGGCUGCUGCUGCAGUACCGGCUUAAUGCAGAGGCAGCAGCGACGAUGUCAGGACCGGUGACGCUGCACAACCUGGUGCUGAUAGCGACGUACGAAGGCGCGCGGGCCAGCGGAGCGCAGACGAAGCCGACGGGCACGCACAUCAAGGACAAACACCUGGUGUACUGGCGAGUCGGCGACGUCACCCUGACGGAUACGUGGGCCAAGAUUGUGUGUCGCAUUCUGGGCCAGCAGGGCGGCGAGCCGCAACCGGGACACAUUGAGGCACGGUGGGAGUACGCGAUGCCGGCGGUAACGGAGAGCAGCAGCAGCAAUGGCAGUGGCAUCGGGAUCAGCAUCAGUCAGCUCGAGUCGACGGGCCACGGCAAGGGCAAAGACCGGGCAGACGAGGCUGACGACGACGAGGCUGACCCGUUUGCCGACGACAUUGCGGUGGUGAGCUCGAAGCCAGCCGACAGCGGAAGCGAUGCAGGCGACAGCUGGGUGGAGGUGCCGACGGUGCGGCAGAUUGUCAGUGGACGGUACGAGGCCAAGUAG
Grosmannia clavigera kw1407 is the source of this 2850-nucleotide messenger RNA. RefSeq lists its product as uncharacterized. The record is from RefSeq and is a predicted model, not a curated record. Gene Ontology annotation, biological process: septin cytoskeleton organization. Bases 1 to 2850 code for a protein of 949 amino acids. Gene Ontology annotation, cellular component: cell division site; plasma membrane; cytoplasm. Lineage: Eukaryota; Fungi; Ascomycota; Sordariomycetes; Ophiostomatales; Ophiostomataceae. The transcript is spliced from 4 exons.